UAUUUUUCAUUUCAUUUUUGGAGUUUGGUUGAGGGUGGUGGGUUCUGCAGAUGACCUGGUUUGCUUCGAAGAAAUCUGGUGUUUUUCUUAUUUUAUUUUAAUACUAAGAUUUGCGUCCAGAAACUUUAGAUUAUUGAGGUUUACAGUUCAUAUCCUGUCAUCACUCCGCGUUUUCGUGUCUUUCGAUUUCUCUUCUUCUUGUUUGUGUUGCUGCUGUGGCCGCUGAGGUUUUAUGAUCAGAUCUACAUUUGGGUUCGUACGGCAAUCCUUAACAGACAUUCCUGUCUUGUCGAAGAUCGUGAGCCCGUGGGUGCUCGUGUUUCUGGUAAAAUGGAGAAUGGGUCAUUUGUAAUGGUGAAAGAAAGAUUUAGUCCACGAAUGGGAAAACCAGUUGGGGUUCUCUUCAUGAUAAGAUCAUGAGUUGCUGCCCUCGGAUGAUGUCUUAAGAUCGAAAAGUUUAUUUUCUGGAUGCUGUGGGCUUGAGCCAGAGACUGGUCUAGUCGAAAUGUCGUCGGCGGAGGGGAGGCGUAAUGAUCAUAAUCUUGUUCCACUUGCUGCCUUGAUCGGCAGAGAGAUGAGGAGCGAGAAGAUGGAGAAGCCUAGUGUCAGAUAUGGUAAUUCUGCGCAGUCUAGGAAGGGGGAGGACUAUUUUCUUGUGAAGACUGAUUGUCAGAGAGUCCCUGGGAAUUCUUCCACUACUUUCUCUGUAUUCGCGAUCUUUGAUGGGCACAAUGGGAAUGCUGCGGCUAUCUUUACAAGGGAAAACUUGUUAAAUCAUGUACUGAGUGCAGUACCCCGAGGCCUAGGGCGGGAUGAGUGGCUUCAAGCUUUACCUCGGGCAUUAGUUGCUGGGUUUGUGAAGACUGACAAAGAAUUCCAGAGCAGAGGAGAAACUUCUGGAACUACUGCUACAUUUGUAAUAGUCGAUGGAUGGACUGUGACAGUUGCAUCUGUAGGAGACUCACGUUGCAUUUUGGAUGCUCAGGGUGGUGCCAUCUCUGUCUUGACUGUUGAUCAUAGGCUGGAGGAAAAUGUGGAGGAGAGAGAACGCGUUACUGCUAGCGGAGGUGAGGUUGGGAGGCUCAGCGUCAUUGGUGGUGCUGAGGUUGGCCCCCUCCGUUGUUGGCCUGGGGGUUUGUGCCUUUCAAGGUCCAUUGGGGAUAUGGAUGUUGGGGAGUUUAUAGUUCCAAUUCCAUAUGUUAAACAAGUGAAGUUAUCGAAUGCUGGGGGAAGGCUUAUAAUUGCUUCUGAUGGCAUCUGGGAUGCACUAUCUUCUGAGAUGGCUGGAAAAUCCUGCCGUGGUUUGCCGGCAGAGCUUGCUGCUAGGCAAGUGGUUAAGGAAGCAUUGAGGAAGAGAGGGCUGAAGGAUGAUACGACCUGCAUUGUUGUUGAUAUAAUUCCUCCAGAUAACUCAGUGCCCCCUUCACCAAUUCCAAAAAAACAAAAUAAGUUCAAAUCUCUUAUCUUCAGGAAGAGGUCCCGCAAUUCUGCAAAUAAACUAGCAAAGAAGCUGUCAGCUGUAGGCAUAGUGGAAGAACUAUUUGAAGAAGGCUCAGCAAUGCUUGCAGAAAGACUUGGAAAUGACUCCUCAGCUGGGCAGUCCACAUCUGGUCUUUUCACAUGUGCUGUUUGCCAAGUUGAUCUGGCCCCAAGUGAGGGGAUUUCUGUUCAUGCUGGUUCCAUCUUCUCCACCAGCUCAAAACCUUGGCAAGGUCCGUUUCUUUGUGCCGACUGUCGUAAUAAAAAGGAUGCCAUGGAAGGAAAGAGACCUAGUGGAGUUAAAGUAGUGUAGUGUUGUACUUUCCCCUCUUAUAACCCCCCCCCUCCCACCUUGUAUUUGUUCUUCUCACGGCCCAUUUUUCUUGGCCAGUCCAUUAUUUGGAACUCAGUAUGAUGAUAUGCAUCCCAUGUAUAUGAAAUGUUUACAGUUAUACCAUCUGAAGUGUGGUAUCUUAAUUUUUUCCUU
Telopea speciosissima is the source of this 1966-nucleotide messenger RNA. RefSeq names its product probable protein phosphatase 2C 15. Gene Ontology annotation, molecular function: protein serine/threonine phosphatase activity. The transcript has 9 exons. The record is from RefSeq and is a predicted model, not a curated record. Gene Ontology annotation, biological process: protein dephosphorylation. Lineage: Eukaryota; Viridiplantae; Streptophyta; Magnoliopsida; Proteales; Proteaceae. Bases 506 to 1792 code for a protein of 428 amino acids.